CUGUAGCCCUGUAACUAUGCAAUCUUAUCAAACUUCUUUCCUCGAUCUUGCCCUUGAAUCUUCCACUCUUAAGUUUGGUUCUUUCACCUUAAAGUCUGGUCGUCAAUCUCCAUACUUUUUUAACCUUGGUUUCUUCAACUCUGGGAAACUUUUGUCUGCACUUGCCACUUCUUACGCUGAAGCCAUCAUUGCUUCUGGCUUAAAAUUUGAUGUUUUGUUUGGUCCUGCUUACAAAGGUAUCCCAUUGUGUGCUAUCACCGUUGCUAAAUUAGCUGAAUUAGACCCAGAAAACUAUAAUGACGUUGGUUAUUCUUUCAACAGAAAGGAAAAGAAGGACCAUGGUGAAGGUGGUUCAAUUGUUGGUUCUUCUUUGAAGGGUAAGAAGGUUCUUAUCAUUGAUGAUGUAAUGACAGCUGGAACUGCCAUCAACGAAGCUUUCUCUAUCAUCAAUGAAGAACAAGGAUCUGUUGUUGGUUGUGUCAUUGCUUUAGAUAGACAAGAAACUACCAAGGAUUCCGAUUUAUCUGCCACUCAAGCUGUUCUGGAAAGAUAUUCUAUUCCUGUCAUUUCUAUUGUUUCCUUAUCUGACAUCAUUACUCAUUUAGGUACCAAGAUCUCAACUGAAGAAUUGGAAUCUAUUAAGACUUACAGAAGUCAAUACGCCCCAAAGAAUUUGCAAUAGAUAAUUUUAUAUAGAUUUACAGCGUUGCUAUAUUUAUUCGAUAUACGUUAGUUUUCAUUUUUUGUUCAUGAAUCUCUCCUAAUCUUAAGCACAACUCAUACUAUUUCUUCCCGAUUUCCAAUUA
[Candida] anglica is the source of this 806-nucleotide messenger RNA. The record is from the annotation of a GenBank genome assembly. Lineage: Eukaryota; Fungi; Ascomycota; Pichiomycetes; Serinales; Debaryomycetaceae.